AUGUUCCGCCCGGAAAAGGCCGAGGACUGGGAAGAGUUCCGCGAUGUGAUCACGGUCCUCUACCAGAACAACACAUUAUCUGAAGUCAUUGUGCAGAUGAAGACACUGCAUUUCUUCAGCGCAACUCCCAAACAGUACAAGACCAAGUUCAAGGAGUGGGGCCUCACGACAAAGUACGUCAAAGGUACCGAGUAUGAGGAGCUGCUCGAGCAGGAAGAGCAGGACGAGUACAAUGUCCGCGGCAAACGCGUCUCGCACCAAGACGUCGCUCGGUUUAAGCGCCGUCGCGAGAAGAGCGAGAGCAAGGCAAAGGGCGGCAGCAGUGGCAAGUCCUCGUCCUCGUCCAAGGGUGGAAGCGCAAGUAGCGCGUCCGGCAUGGACACCGGCUACGAGUACGAAUACUACGACACCAGCGGCGAGGGUGGUGGUGGCGGCGCGUAUAUGAUCUCCUCUGGCGACUACAUGGCCUACACAACGAGCGGCGCCGCAGGUGGCGGCGGCGGCACAUACAUUACCGCCGACGGCACGCCCGUCACUACGGCCACGGACUACGGCGCGUAUGCGUACGAUACCAGUGGCGGUGCCGCACAAGGAUACGACCCAAACCUCGAGGGUGGCUAUCAACAGCAAGGUUAUGGUGAGUGA
Molecule: messenger RNA, 645 nt
Organism: Sporothrix brasiliensis 5110
Lineage: Eukaryota; Fungi; Ascomycota; Sordariomycetes; Ophiostomatales; Ophiostomataceae
Exons: 2
Coding region: 1-645 (214 amino acids)
Source: RefSeq, a predicted model, not a curated record